This is a messenger RNA of Gastrolobium bilobum, 1068 nucleotides long. RefSeq lists its product as uncharacterized. The transcript has a single exon. Lineage: Eukaryota; Viridiplantae; Streptophyta; Magnoliopsida; Fabales; Fabaceae. The coding region runs from base 1 to 1068 and encodes 355 amino acids. The record is from RefSeq and is a predicted model, not a curated record.
AUGGCGAAUCAGAGUUCCGACAUAGAUCAAGAGAAUGUAACAAAUCGAAUACCGAUUGUUACAGAUCAGAUUUUUCCUUCCGCAACACAUGUUCCGAUCGUUGAUGAUCCUUCAAAUCCAGGUAGCACUUACUAUGUGCAUCCUAAUGAGAAUCCUUCUUUAGUUUUGGUAUCUUCACUCAUGGAUGGAAAGAACUACCACAAUUGGGCCAGAUCUAUGAAAAUGGCUUUAAUAUCGAAGAAUAAACUCUCUUUUGUCAAUGGAACUAUCUCUGUUCCAGAUCCUUCUGAUCCUUAUUUCGCUGCAUGGGAACGGUGUAACACCAUGGUGCUGUCAUGGUUACAUCACUCCAUAACUCAAUCUAUUUCACAGUCGAUCUUAUGGAUGGAUCGAGCCUCAGAUGUAUGGAACGACCUCCGAGAGAGGUUCUCUCAGUCAGAUAUCUUCAAAAUCUCAGAUCUACAGGAUGAGAUUUAUAGGAUGCAUCAAGGAGACAGUAGCAUCUCUGAUUACUACACACGACUCAAGAUCCUAUGGGAUGAGCUUGAAGCGUUACAGCCAACACCAACAUGCAAAUGCAUUAAACCUUGUUGUUCAAUUGCUUUGAAGGUUAGGAGUAUUCGUGAAAGAGAUUACUCUAUUCGCUUCCUUAAAGGAUUAAAUGAACGAUUCAGUCAUGUAAGGUCUCAGGUUAUGUUGAUGGAUCCUUUGCCAUCAAUUAAUCGAGUUUUCUCGAUGGUCAUACAACAAGAGAGACAGUUGCAACUUGAAGGUAACUCUCUUAAUUUUGAAGGUCCAAAAACUUUCUACAAUUCUGCUGAUCAAGGUAGAGGACGAUCACAACCUUAUCAAGCACGUGGCAGAGGACGUGGAUCCUAUGUUGGUCGAGGGAGAACAGGUUCAAAUAGACUGUGUACUUAUUGUGGAAGGACAAGUCAUACGGCGGAGACAUGCUUUGAGAAGCAUGGCUAUUCACCAGGUUUCAAACAGAGAAAUACUGAUUACAGGCCAAGUUUUGAUUAUAGGCCAAAUGUAGCACACAAGGCCAAUGUGGUUGAUGUAAACUAG